AUGGACGGGAAGCUCCAGUCCCCCAGCACCUGGCAGCGCUACAAGCUCGGCCAGGCGCGGGUGACCGACUGGCUGAAGCAAACCGCCAGCAAAUUCACGCCAAGCCCGACACCGCCGGAUGCCAGCGAAGGCAAUGGCUCGUCCGCUGGAACGAGAAAGCCCAAGCUGGACGCGGCCUCUGACAAGGUGCACUGGAGCGAGCUGGAACACAUGGCGGAGACAAUCGCCAACAACAGCAAGCCUGAGGAAAUCCCGUGGGACCCGAUCCUGGUCCUGCGGGAUGUGGUGGCACUGAGGAAGAAGAGCGCUCGGUUCUAUUCCAAGACUGCCGACCAAGACAAGACCGGCAGAUUAAAGCUCAGCAACCAGCAGCACGAGCACAUUAUCAAGGUGCUGGAGAAGGUCCUCAGCGUGCUCGAGUCGGCUGUGUCAGGCGUACGCCCGAAGCAGAAGGAGGAGCCUCGGAGGGCCGGCGACCGCCUGGAUAUGAAAUUGCUAGACAACAUGUUCAACCUUCUCCAGUUCCAGAAGCCAGGCAAGCACACAAAGAUGCCAAAGUCGGAGGCUCCUGAGGCAGAAGAUGUCGAUCCGGAGCAAUCGGAGUCGGAGUAUGAAUCCGACGUAGAGGAAGCCCCGACGUCAAGCACUCCAGGCCUCAAGCAGGCUAAGAAGGCCUCAAAGAAGGGCAAAAGCGGCAAGGGCAAGAAGGGUAAGAAGGCCUCCAAGCCCAAGGGCGGUGCGAAGAAGUCCAGCAAGGCCGAGGACAACACCUGGGUCGACCGCUUCUCGGUGGGCAGGAGCCCUGAGGAAGUCGACGGCGAGGAGCUCGACUACCACAUGCUCAUCUACUGCUUCUUUGAGGAUUUCAACGUCAUCCGCAACUACGUCAACGAGCGCUGGGCCGACUACUUCUACGACAAGUCCGUCUCGCUCAACACCCUCGCCGUCAUCACCAACGCCGCCGCCGAGCCUUUUCGCAACAUGGAGAAUGAGCUUCUCUACAUUCUUCGCGAUAAUGGCCUCUCGAACCUCUGCACGUACGACGCGAUGAUGGAGUUUCUCCUCAACGAAGUGGGCAUUUUGCAUGUUGACUACGACUACAAGCCCGCGUCGAAGGAGGAACAAGACGAGAAGGUCUGGCGCGACGAGUAUGACUGGCUAGCAUGGUCCGCAUACCAAGGUAUCAAAAAUGUCUUUGACAUCACGCCGCCAGGGAAGAUCCCCAUGAUCCCUCCUUCAGCUCGCCCACGACCCGAGUAUGGCCCCAUUACCGGUGACGACUUCGCGGAUUUCAACAACAUUUGCAUCUUUAAUCUAUUAACGGAGAUCGCUGCAGUGCAUUCGAUGAAAAAGAUGCAGGAGCAGCCUCCCGUCAUACCAGGUCAACCAGAGAUGGAGCUUGACUUUGAGAAGAUGCUGGAGCUGCGCAAGUACACGUCUCACUUCGUCUUCUCCCUCCAACUUUAUCUUGACAUCCGCAACAUCAUUGAUGCUCAGGUGGAAGUUGCAUUUGAACAGCUCCAAGAAACGGGCAAAGUGGUUAACCAGUGCACAAGGAUGUCUAUCAAUACGUGUGACACCGUCUUCAAAUCGUAUUGGGGAAAUUUAGCGAAGCGCGACAUCAAAUUCAUGGAGUGUUACAUCUUUCAUGAUUUCACGUUGGCCAACAAGAAACUAAUAGCAGACUGGAAUGGCCUGGACGUUGAGGAUGGACUCCCCUCGUACGAGCUAUUCCGCCGUGAACCUGUCUGGCCCGCAUUGCUUGAUUUUCGGACUAAGUUGCAAGCCACAAUUAUGAGCAUUCGUCUUCUUUCCCGAACACCCGCGCCCCUGUGGUCUGGUGUGUUAUACACCAUUGCCAAGCGGGACUACGCCGACAUGCCCUCCUGGUCAGAAUUCGACAAGUUCCUGGCGUUCCACGAAACGGAUCUCCUCGGAUUCCAUACACCCGUCACAAGCGAACUCAAAGCUUCCGAUGUUCUUGUUAAGCACACGACGAUCUCUAAAGGCAAGCUGUACCAUAUCUGGGGAGACCUCCUCAAGAAGACCGAUUGUGUUGCUAAAUUUCACGAGCGCUACGGGGAAAAUAAAGUUUGGAAGCGUGGAAACAUGGACUACAUCGCUCACAUCGCCCGCCAUCACCUGGGCCUGCCUGUCGACUCCAACGUAAGCCCUUUCGGCAUUCCGCAAAAGUUUGCAAAGACGAAACAGGCGACGGGUGAAGAAAAGACGAAGGACAUGUUGCAGCGCAUCCAGCGGGUCGGCAACAUGCGCCACGUCGAGGUCCUUCAAAUUCUGGACCAGGUUGUGGAGUCAAUCGUGCAUGGCGAAUUUGCAAUCAACUAUUACAAGCUGGACUGGGAAAUCCAAAGCUUUGCCGUCUUCCUGCGGGAGACGCGGGAGACGUCGUCGGAGAAGGGUCUGCUUGGGAAGCCCGAUGGCAGCGUGGACGCGUACCUGGCCAGUGACGACAACGACGUCUUGCUAGGCGAGGUCAUUAGGUCCGCCAUCAGUCGCUCCGCCGAUCAGAAGUGUGUUUCUCGUGUGUCUGAUGAAGUCCGUAACAGGGUGGAUGUAAACGACUACGAUUAUCUGUACAAGAAGUUCAUGGAGACCAAGGACGGGAUGGGUCGCAUCCAUAACGAGGAGUACGGCGGAGACCAGCAAUGGACGGACGACGACGAAGAUGGAGAAAUGGAAAGUUAUGACCGGGGAUCAUAG
This is a messenger RNA of Colletotrichum aenigma, 2721 nucleotides long. RefSeq lists its product as uncharacterized. Lineage: Eukaryota; Fungi; Ascomycota; Sordariomycetes; Glomerellales; Glomerellaceae. The transcript has a single exon. Bases 1 to 2721 code for a protein of 906 amino acids. The record is from RefSeq and is a predicted model, not a curated record.